Eremomyces bilateralis CBS 781.70 is the source of this 2425-nucleotide messenger RNA. RefSeq names its product cora-domain-containing protein. Gene Ontology annotation, biological process: magnesium ion transmembrane transport; intracellular magnesium ion homeostasis. The record is from RefSeq and is a predicted model, not a curated record. Gene Ontology annotation, molecular function: magnesium ion transmembrane transporter activity. The transcript has 2 exons. Gene Ontology annotation, cellular component: plasma membrane. Lineage: Eukaryota; Fungi; Ascomycota; Dothideomycetes; Eremomycetales; Eremomycetaceae. Bases 268 to 2232 code for a protein of 654 amino acids.
UUGAUGGACCGGUGAGGUGCGUGGUUGGUGAAUAAUUGAGGAGGCACAAAUACGUGCACGGAAUCCUUUCCCCAAGGCUGAGUGUAGGGUGUGUUCCCUACGCGAAGCCAAUCGUACAAGUUGACCGUCUUUACGAGGUGAGCGCGCCCAUAGCGGCUCACCGACGACCAGUCGAAUUAUCGACCAUAUUCGGUUGAGGAAGACGUAGAAAGAAGAGUUGAUAGUUUGGCCACAUCAAGGCUUAGAUCACGAUAUUAGACAGACAAGAUGUCGGACUCACCGCGUACCGAGAGGUUCGACACGACCCGAUACAGCACUCCUGUUUCUGAACUAGAUGAUCAUCGACGUCAGCCGUCCUCACUCCCGCGAAUCGAUCCUCCCCCAGCGAGUGGCAGUGCUCCAUUCCAAACCACUCGCCGUGGUACCCUCGCUAGUCUUCGGCUCGAACGUCCUGAACUCUUCGCCGAUGCGUCACACCUCGGGGUAGCUGGGCUAAAUGAACAGGCGAUCAUCGACGAUGGACAAAGUGGACACGGUGUUUUAAUGGAUUGGAACUCGCCAGUGAGCCCUCGAAUGACCCGCCGUGGCACCUUCAGGCGCACUCCGCGUGAGCAAGGAGGAACGGCUUCAAUUCCAUCCCGUCGGAGCUCCGCAACAACCCUCUCUGAGUCUCCUCCCAACUCAGUGAACGCAUUCGCUGAUCCCCGUCGUCGCGAGCGGACUGGUACCAUCACCAGCCAGAUUGCGCCUGAUCAAGAACUUGAGAUCCAGCGAUCUAUUUCUGGCGCUUCUCACCGCCGCAAGGCAACGUUUACCGACGGACAUAGCGUUGAGGAGGGUAAUGGGACAAUCCCUCGCGGAAACGAUGACGAAGAAUCUGUUCGCAGUUCCAUCGAGGAGGAUGUCUGCUAUCCGCAGGAGGAUGUUGGGAAAACUUUCCGAAUUGAUUAUGAAGAGCUCGAGGAGUAUAUCGUCGAAGCAGCCCAAGAAGAGGAAGAACGCCGCGCUGAGGCAGCUCGCCAAGCAGCCCAAGCAGAGGCAAAUCUUCUUGAGCGCCAGACAACACGUGGUGGAUCCACCGGAGGCGAGAUUGAGGAGAAAAUCGUCUCCGACUCGGAAGUCGACCAGCCUACCCCUGCGCAGCCGCAUGCCGUGCCAGCGACCAUUGCUCCAGCUUCCCGGUUCACCUUGUUUAGUUCCGAGUCCGAUGACACGAUCCACGCUUCAACAUUCGGCGGUCUCCUUGCUGAGGGCGAGCGUGUGAUCGACCUUUUCGAGCCCCCCCUCCAGACUGGUGGAGUGUACUGGCUCGACAUGCUGAACCCACCCAGGGAUGCUGUGCAUGCCAUCUGUAAAGCCUUCGGGGUCCAUCCCUUGACGCGAGAGGACAUUGUCACGCAAGAAUCUCGCGAGAAGGUCGAGCUGUUUCGGGCGUACUACUUCCUAGCCUUCCGCUCGUUUUUCUCGCUCGACAAGGAGUCCGAGGAGUACAUGGAGCCCGUCAACAUCUACGCCGUGGUCUUCCGCGAGGGCCUGCUGACCUUUAGUUACACCGCCAAUCCGCACGCCAGCAAUGUCCGCUCCCGCAUCAGCAAGCUACGCGAUUACCUCCAACUCGGCUCCGACUGGGUUUGCUACGCCCUCAUCGACGACAUCGUCGACUCCUUCGCCCCCGUCAUCCACGAAAUCGAGGUCGAGACCGACCGCAUCGAAGACGAGGUGCUGAUCGUCCGUGAAGACGACGGCCGCGAGAUGUUACGCGCCAUCGGCGACUGCCGCAAGAAAGUUAUGUCGCUCAUCCGACUCCUCGGCGGGAAAGCGGACGUGAUCAAGGGGUUCGCCAAGCGGUGCAACGACCAAUACGCGGUGGCGCCCCGCGGCGACGUGGGGAUGUACCUCAGCGACAUCCAGGACCACGUGGUGACGAUGAUGAGCAACCUGACGCACUUCGAGAAGAUCCUGGGCCGCAGCCACUCGAACUACAUCGCGCAGAUUUCGCUGGACAGCUUGACGCAGGGCAACCGAGUGAACGAGAACCUGAGCAAGGUCACGGUGCUGGCGACGAUCAUCGUUCCGUUGAACAUCGUGACUGGCCUGUUUGGGAUGAAUGUAAGGGUGCCGGGGCAGCCGGAAGGGGUCGGGACCUUGGGGUGGUUCUUUGGGAUCCUGGGGAUUAUCAUGGCGUUCGUGAUCUCAGGAUUGCUCUACGCGAGGGCCAAGCGGAUGAUUUAAUGUGGUCGGCGGACAACUGGUGUUUGGAUGUCUCAAGUGGAGCAAGAAAUGACCGUCAAUAUCGACUUUGUCGGCCACGAAUCCUCAUCAAUCGAAUUCUCCAUCCUUGGCACCAUUCAAUCACACCAACGCAACGAUAGAAAGUUUACUAGUGUUCGAUCUCACCGCAUCGCGAAUAGACCCUUACGUUUCU